Messenger RNA from Chroicocephalus ridibundus (black-headed gull), 2467 nucleotides. RefSeq names its product CKLF like MARVEL transmembrane domain containing 3 (gene CMTM3). Bases 24 to 527 code for a protein of 167 amino acids. Lineage: Eukaryota; Metazoa; Chordata; Aves; Charadriiformes; Laridae. Gene Ontology annotation, cellular component: membrane. The record is from RefSeq and is a predicted model, not a curated record. The transcript has 5 exons.
CACCCCGGGCCGCCGCCGCCGCCAUGGAGGAGCCGGGGGCCGCCGCGCCGCCGCCGGGGCCGCGCUCCCUCCUGCCCUCCCGGCAGUUCCUCUGCUCCCGCAAGGGCCAGCUCCUCGCCGCGGAGUCGGUGCUGUCAUUUAUCAUCUUUAUCUGCUAUAUUGCAUCUCUAGUUACCUCUUUCUUUAUGGCACCACUCCUAGAGUUUCUGCUGGCACUGUUUCUUUUUUUUGCCUACGCCUCCAAACUAAAUGAGAAGUUUAAAGGACUCUACUGGCCUUUGUCGGAUUUCUUGCGGUGUGUCACUGCUGCCAUUAUUUACUUUGCCAUUUCAAUUGCUGCUGUCUCAAGGUACAGUGACGGAGCAUCCAAAGCAGCAGGAGUGUUUGGAUUUGUAGCCACAAUAGUGUUCGCCAUUGAUUUCUACAUAACCUUCAAUGACCUGGUUGCUUUUCUCAAGCAAGGCAGUUCUGAGUCCCCUGAAGAGCGCAAGUCAGAAGAUGAAGUCUCCGAUUCCGACUCGGACUGAAGAACCAAACACCAACCAAGCAUGAAGGGAAGAUGAUCAAGCACUUUCCUCUUUGCUACAUGCACUGCCAAUUGAAAUAUCUCCCUUGUUUCAGCCUCAGUAUCCUCUUCCCAGCGCACCGUUUAUGGAAUCACCAAAGGACAGCCAUGUGGAAAAGGAGACUAUUCCCAAUGCCAUUAGACACUCCUUCAGAACUACGGAUUUUACAGUAGUUCAACCUGCCAGAGAGGUCUGUAUCCAAACAGCACAUCUCGAUUCUCUGCUGUCCCUCCUUACUCAGCACUGCAAUGUACUGAGUAAAUGGGAACAUAGUGUUAUAAAACGUACAAGCAGAGCUUUUAAUAUGCUUUCUUAAUUCCAAAUCUUUAACACUUAUAGCUUUUAUACUUCUUGCUGUGCCAAAGAAGAGGGGCUCAGAAUGCCUCUACUUUAUUUGUAUUUUUCUUGAUUAACUAACAGUAUUUCUUUAUCUGAAGUCUGAAUAUUCCACUAUCUCAAGCACUGAAGGCACAGAUUAUAGUUAACAUGUUGGUUUCAACACAUUUAUAUCUACUGCCUAUCUGUGACAAGAAAAAGUGACAACUGGAAAUCGGCAGCAAGAACAAACCUCAAAGUGUAGUUGUGCCACAGAGUAGCUGGCUCAAACAUUCCAUAAUCACUUUUUUAAGCUGCUUGAACGGGGUUGCAUCCCAUCUUCUGCAGUUUCCCCACAGAUACGAGGUAGAACAGAUGAGGCAUCAUCUUACCAGCCCCCUUCCCACCAUUUGCGUGGAAGCCCUCAUACGUGUUUGCACACAGAGGUAAGGAAGGCUUGCCAAAUACCAUGCAACAACCAAGGAUCUGCCUAUCCAAGCCUGCAAAUAGUUGCGUGCAAGAGAUCAUUGUCUGAUCUCCCAUGCCGUGUUGUGAACACUGGUCCUCCUGUGAGAAGAUGGAACUUUAAGGUCCCUUCCAACCUAAACCGUUUAUGAUUUUAAGUAGCACUGGACUUUGUCCACUGGGUGCGCAAAGCAGACGACUGUUUCUGUAAAACUCAGGAUAGCUGGGCCCCAGGAGGGCACUACACCCUUCCCACUGUGAAAAGGCAAAAAAAAAAACCAACCUCCAAACUAAAGAAUGUCUGCAAUGAAAUUCAUUUUCCCAGACCCUUAUUUUGGGAUGGGGGGGUGGGGAUAUUUUGGUUUGGGUUUGUUAUUUUUCCCACCCCGGAAGGCCAUGAUUUCUCUCAUGGUCCAGUAUUCUGGGGGAAAAGCCUUCUCAAUUUCCAAGUAGGCGCUUUCAUGGGUAGCACAACCUACCUUGAAAUAUUUGUUGUCCACCCAUAAACACAUACUGCUUGGAAAAAGCACGGCAUGCUCCUUAUAUAUGGCAUCAGGUAGGUCUAUUUCAAAGAAACCUGUAUGCAUUUAAAAAAAAUAUAUAGUACCAGAACAGGUGGCCUUAACAAAAAGUAAUUAAAGUGAGAGCACAUGGUACUAACAGAGUAAAUUAAGAACAGGGCUAGAACAAUAAAGGCAGAUUUCCUUUGGAACAAAAUCACCGCCUGGGUUUUUUGUACCGGCUGGCUGCUAGCAGGCAGAGACACGGUACCCGAGCCGGGCAGGUGCUGGGGAAGGGCUGGCCAGACUCAGCUGUCUACAGACAGCUCCUGCAUCUCCUGCUUCCAGACCACUGAAGGAAUAAAAGCAAAACAAAUCCUUGCUUCCAAAUGUGACAAAUAAUCUUUGCUUUUAUGAGAAAGAGCUCUUUGGACCUUUUCCGGUAUAAAAUUCCACAUUUCUUUCUUUUUUUGUUGUCAUAUUUUACUGGCACGCACUGUGAAGUCAGGGGACCUGGGCUCAUUUUUUAUAUUCAAUUGUUUUGUAUUUCUCUAAAAAUGUACUGCAUGUCACAGCUGGAAACUAGUACAUGGUUAAUAUUUAGAAACCAUGCUGGAUUAA